Blepharisma stoltei is the source of this 2662-nucleotide messenger RNA. Lineage: Eukaryota; Ciliophora; Heterotrichea; Heterotrichida; Blepharismidae. The record is from the annotation of a GenBank genome assembly.
AUGGGACAAACUGGCUCACAUCACCAAGUAAGACUGCAGAGAAAUACAAGGGAAACGAAAAAGCCAAGGAUUCGCCGUGAUACCAAUGUAAUGCUGAAGCCAAAGACGCUAAAAAUUAUACUAUUUAGUAGGAAUAAUUGUUUUUGACUCACAAUUCAUGCCUGUUUAGCAAUAAAAACAGGGGUUUUAUUAUAUUUUUUCUAUUAAUUAUAUUAAAAAAGGGUAGAAUUAGCUCUGAUACUAUUUCUAUAAGACUGCCUGAUGACUCGGUUACAUUUGGAUGACUUUUAUCUGAAGUGAUUCGCUUAAAUACUUACCCUGGAAUUAUUAUUGGGUUUAGAACUGCCACAAAUUCUGACGUUUUGGACUAUUUAUUGACAAAAUACGAUAGAUCUUUAUCAUGCUUAAAGGAUGAUGAAGAAUUAAUCGCGAUUAUUUUAGAACCUGUGACUGCUGACAUUUCAUGCCAACAUUUUACUCCUCUAAAAGUGAUCGGCAAAGGCGGAUUUUCUACUGUUUUUCAAGUUAGAAAAAAAGACACUGGACACUUAUAUGCGAUAAAAACAAUCAAUAAAAAAUUUCUUAUAAAUGAAGAUAAGCCUUUUUAUGGAAAAUAAAGAAAUUUUUAUUUAAAUAAAAAGUAAUUAAAAAUUAGUAUAAAAUGAUAUAUAAGUAUAUAGUUAAAUGUGAAUUUUAUUAAAAAUUAAGAAAAUGGGCUUUAUUUUUAGGCAAAAAAUUGUAUAAAAUUUUUCAAAUUUUAAAUGAAAAAGAUAUCAUGGUGAAAGCUCAGCAUCCAUUUAUCGUCAAACUGUACUGGGCUUUUCAAACAAGAGAAAAUUUGCAUUUAGUCAUGGAUUUAUGCCCUGGUGGAGAAUUAUUUUUCCAUUUGCAUAACUUAGGUAGGUUUACUGAAGAACAAGCAAGAUUUUAUUUCGGAGAAAUCCUGCUGGGGUUAGAGUAUUUGCAUGAAAACGGAAUUUUGUAUAGAGAUUUAAAGCCUGAAAAUAUUUUGCUAGAUCAUGAUGGACAUAUAAGGAUUACUGAUUUUGGCUUGUCGAAACAAGGUAUAGCCUAUACCCCUAUAUAGAUUUCUUUAUCAAGCAAAAAUGUAAUAGACAGUUGAAGGGCCAAGAAAGACUCUGUAAACAACGGGCUUGAUCUCUAUAUCAGGAUGUAUUUAAAAGUGGCACGUCAAAAAAUGGUUAACAAGUGAAAAAAUGUUUGAUUUAGACUGGGAUUGAUUAAUAUUACCUACUUCUUUCUGUAGAAAUUAGGCUCAAGCAAGUAAUUAGGUUAAAUUAAUUGCACAUAAACUAUAAAAGGUAAAACAUUAUUAUUAUGACCCAUUAAGAACUUUUAUAAGAAAAAUCGGUGUUCAAUACAAGCCUUGGCUUUUAUAGAGCAUGUGAUCAUAAACAAAUUAGAAUUGUUUAUUUAAAAAUCUGUUUUUUGCUUGUAUUAAAUUCUACAAUAAGACAUUUAUCAACGCCAGUCUAGAAGGGCAUCUUAAAUUUAAAUUAAUUUAAUAAUAAAGCCAUUUUAAAAAUUGGUGCAUUUGCUUUUCAACUUUUUUCUCAUUGUCAACCAUUUUUUACAUGUCACUUUAAAACGCUCACCUUUAUAAGAUCCAGCUUAUCCCUUUGAGUAGUCUUUCUUGGCCGUUCAACUGUCUAUUACAUUUUCUCGAUAAAGAAAUCUAUAUAGGGGUACGGGCUAUAUUUUGCCUAAUGGGUCGACGAAUAGUUUUUGUGGUUCACCUGAGUACAUGAGCCCAGAAGUUCUCAGAAGUCAAGGCCAUGGCCGAGCUGUUGAUUAUUAUAGUUUAGGUGCUUUACUAUUUGAAAUGCUGACUGGACUGCCUCCAUUUUAUGACUCAAACAGGUCGAAAAUGUACUUUAAAGUGCUUAACGAAAUGCUGGUAUUACCUAACUUCAUAUCAAAAAGUGGGAAGUCACUAUUGUCAGGAUUAUUGAAUAAAGAUCCUAACGAAAGACUUGGAAAUUUAGGUGGCUUCUCAGAAAUCAAAGCCCACCCUUGAUGCAAAAAAAUAAAAUUCGACCGUCUCCUCAAGCGACAAAUUCUCCCACCUUUCCGACCCAACUUAAGACUCUCCAAUUUUGAUCCUGAAUACACAACAAUGGGUAUUGAUCAAGAUUUUUUAAUAGAAAAUAUAAAUGUCUAUGAUGAAAAUUUUGCUGGAUUUGACUAUAACAGUGAGGACGAAAUAAAAGACACAAUUUCUUUAUUACCUAAUAAUAACUUGUCUUCAAUGUCAACUAUUACCUCGAAAUCAGCUGGAGUAGUGUCAAGAAAUGAAAGCCAAUUAAGAGUUUUUGCUAUAAAUGAAGAGGAAGAAGAGGAAAAAUCACAAAUUUUGUCGAAAAAUAGCGUUUCUAAAGCUUUUUCUGCAGAAAACAGUGUUGCUUCUUUUAUAGUAAGAGACUCUAGAUUUUCGCUUCAGGCGUUAAAGGAAAAAGUAGCUCCAAAAAAAGAAAAAGAUUUUCCUUUGCCAUUGUUUAUACCAAGACAAGCAACAAUUCUUCAACAAGAUGCUGAAAUUUCAGAUGAAGAUAUAAGCUUUACAGUUUCUGAUGAAGAUUUUGAUGAAAAUGUUAUUAAUGCAGUCCCAGGGUUUAACUCGAAAUUUUUGCAGGAAGACUAG